Molecule: messenger RNA, 1994 nt
Organism: Spea bombifrons (plains spadefoot toad)
Lineage: Eukaryota; Metazoa; Chordata; Amphibia; Anura; Pelobatidae
Gene: GJA5
Product: gap junction protein alpha 5
Exons: 2
Coding region: 134-1228 (364 amino acids)
Biological process (GO): cell communication
Cellular component (GO): connexin complex
Source: RefSeq, a predicted model, not a curated record
CAGACCACAGAAGGUACAACUGGUGGACAAUGGAAAGCUGGUGGCAUUGACUCUAAUUAGCUCAUUGUCAUCGUUUUGGAUGAGAUCACACAAGGAGAAUCCCAGGGAUAGUGUUUAAGUAAAAUCGGUAGACAUGGGUGAUUGGACCUUCCUUGGAGAGUUUCUAGAAGAGGUGCAGAAACAUUCCACGGUGGUGGGGAAAGUAUGGCUGACCAUCCUCUUUAUCUUUCGGAUGUUAGUAUUAGGAACAGCAGCGGAAUCGUCUUGGGGUGACGAGCAAUCUGAUUUCAUGUGUGACACCAACCAGCCGGGUUGCGAAAACGUUUGCUACGACAAAGCCUUCCCCAUCUCCCACAUCCGGUAUUGGGUCCUUCAGAUCAUUUUCGUUUCCACGCCGUCGUUGCUAUACAUGGGACACGCAAUGCACACCGUUCGAAUGGAAGAAAAGAAAAAAGUGAAGGAAGAAGAGAAAUCGAAGGAGAACAUGGACGGCGAUAGCACUUACCACCAACAAGAAUACCAAACGGAAAAAAAAGAACUUCCUUAUAAAGACGAGAUAACGGGCAGAAUCAGGCUCCAAGGAAGUCUAUUGAACACCUACGUGUGUAGUAUUUUGAUCCGUACUAUGAUGGAGAUAGCUUUUCUUGUUGGACAGUACAUGCUUUACGGGAUAUUUUUGGAAACUCUAUAUGUUUGCGUCAGGACUCCAUGUCCCCAUCCCGUGAACUGCUAUGUUUCCAGGCCGACGGAGAAGAACGUGUUCAUCGUUUUCAUGAUGGCCGUAGCUGUCUUGUCGCUGAUUCUCAGCCUGGUAGAACUUUACUAUUUGGCGUGGAAAAAGAUCAGACAGAAAGUGUCCGGUUCUUCAAAGAACGGCCCGAAUGCUUUAAAAGUGGCCACGGUGGAACCCGAGCACAGGUCUCAAAGUUGUACCCCACCUCCCGAUUUUAACCAGUGCUUAAGCAGCAACAAAGACAAAUUUGGUAGUCCCUUCAACAACGCUUUGGCAUCUCAGCAGAACACAGUCAACUUUGCAACUGAAAUGGUCCAUGGUGAAGAAGACAACGGGGAUGGACAGUUUAUCCACAUAAGCUACGGGCAAAAUCCCCCGGUGUCUAUCAAUUCUGCCCCGCACCAUACAUCGAAUGGUUAUUGCCAUAGCAACCGCCGCUUGAGUAAGACAAGUCGCACGAGUAGCAAAGCACGAUCGGACGAUUUAGCUGUGUGAUUGGCCCGACUUUGUUAGGAUCCCCGCCUUUGGGUUAUUCCAGUUAUUGCUAUUUCUGUGGCGUUAACGCAGCUUUGAAGCCAGGGUCGGCAUCCCUUUAGACAUUUUUAGCGUCUGUCUGGGGAACCGUUCAGCUGAGGUGCAUCUGGCUCAAAAGGAUGAGGUGAAAAAUAUAUUUUUAGUGAAUCGCUCCGUUUUUGAGGAUUUGCAUAGAUUUACAGAACUAAAAAAUCUAUGGUUGUGCAAUGUCCAAAAACUGGAUAAAACCUUUUUGUGGUGGUUCCCAUCCACCCUUUAUUUUUACCUUAAAAGUGUAAUUGGCAUUAAAUAUUCUGUGCCUUAGGGGUUUAAAAUAUAUGUCUGACCCAGUUGAAGACAAAACAAGGAGAACAUCUUUAAUGGAAUGUGGGAAAUACAUUUCUGAUGAUCCGGAAUGACGGUAUCCCAGAAACAUUCUUGGCACAUGGACUAUGCCAACAAAUCAUAAGCACAUUGACUGUAAUGGUCAUAGACUUUCUAUCCAGCUUACCAAAAUGGACAAUGUCAUGGUGGACAUGGUGGACUCCAUCUAUUUUAAAAUCAUGUUGAAUUACAACGUGAAAAAAAGGCAGAUGAUCCUUGACUUUUUUAAAUAAGAGACCCCUAUUGCCUGUGUCUUCUGCCUUAAAAGAAAUGUUAGAAUAAUUUUACUAUUACUGAGUUUUCUAACCGAAAAAGAUUUAGUCCAAUGUUAUCAAUUAUUUGUAUUAAAAAUAUUGUUACAAUG